AUGCGAUCAAUUACUCGUCAUCUUUUACAUAUGAUUAUUCAUGGUUGUCGUAUGCCGGACGCCCUCAUGUACGACUGCGCCUGUGCACUAAAACUUCAUUGGAAUAAAUGGCUCGGUACAGAUAUGCUGAAAUUAUCAAACUUAACUAAACAACUUCCGACUUACCUUGCUCUUGAUAAUUUUCAUCAACGCACGCACUCUCGAUCCAUGUGUCAAACCAUAAUGAAGUCGGAUCACCCGUCACACGAAGGGCGAUUUAUCGGCUUGAACAGUCAGGCUGCUGAACAAGCUUUUCAAUUUAUCUCCUGUGCUAAAUAUUCUUUACGAAACUUCUCAUUUCCUUAUUCAAUUGUCAUGCUCAUGUUGAUUUUUCAUUUGAAAAAUUGCCGAAUUACUGGUAUUGAUGAAUACAGUAUUGGUCUAGCAUUUUCUCAUUUUGGCAAUGAAAUUAAAAAUUAUUUUUUAACACCACGAGUAUUUGAAAGUUUUGGGGUAUUCAUCGAAGACGAAGCGAAUGAUACCGAUGAAGAUUAUCAAUCAGAAGAUGAUGAAUUGAUGAUGAAAGAUUAG
This is a messenger RNA of Didymodactylos carnosus, 570 nucleotides long. Lineage: Eukaryota; Metazoa; Rotifera; Eurotatoria; Philodinida; Philodinidae. The record is from the annotation of a GenBank genome assembly.